UGCAGAGGAGCACAGAGAACCCGUGCAUUUCACACGGACAUCCAGAGAAGAAGAGAGACUAGUAUAGAGAUGCUACAGUAAACUGACAUUAUAGUAGCCACGCGUCUUCCUGACUGCAUUUACAGUCCAGAUUUACAAGAGGAAAAAAAGUUGGCAAGAGAGACCUUGCCCUGUCUCGCGACCGUUUUUCAUCUGCUUUAGAAAGUGGAAAGGCACCAAAGCCAUGCUACAGAGAAAGUAAGUUUCCUUUUUGUAUUUUUAAGAUAAUAAACUCCCAAAUGUGCUGAAGUCAUGGCAGCGCUAAGGCGUAAAUUUGGAGAGGACUACCAUGUGGUGAACACGAACAGAGGCGCGUCUUUCCCGAGCGCGCCGGUCAAGAAGAAGCGCCAGCGUUUCGUGGACAAGAAUGGACGCUGCAACGUCCAGCACGGGAAUCUCGGCGGAGAGACCAGCCGCUAUUUAUCUGACCUGUUCACCACGUUGGUGGACUUGAAGUGGCGCUGGAACCUUCUCAUUUUCAUCCUCACCUACACCAUCGCCUGGCUGGUCAUGGCCUCGAUGUGGUGGAUCAUCGCGUAUAUCAGAGGGGACUUGAAUCAUGGCCAUGACGCUUCGUACACUCCGUGCGUCGCCAAUGUUUACAACUUCCCGUCGGCGUUCCUCUUUUUCAUUGAAACCGAGGCGACGAUCGGCUACGGUUACCGCUAUAUAACUGAGAAGUGCCCUGAGGGCAUCAUCCUGUUUCUGUUCCAGUCUCUGCUGGGCUCCAUAGUAGACGCGUUCCUCAUCGGCUGUAUGUUCAUUAAGAUGUCCCAGCCCAAGAAGCGCGCGGAGACGCUCAUGUUCAGUCAGGACGCGGUGAUCUCACAGCGAGACGGAAAACUCUGCUUAAUGUUCCGCGUGGGCAAUCUGAGGAACAGCCAUAUGGUGUCCGCGCAAAUCAGGUGUAAACUCAUAAAGUCUCGUCAGACCCCGGAGGGCGAGUUCCUGCCAUUGGAUCAGUGUGAACUGGAUGUGGGCUUUGGAACAGGCGCUGACCAACUCUUCCUAGUCUCUCCCCUCACCAUCUGCCAUGAGAUCAAUCCCAAGAGCCCCUUCUUCGAACUGUCCCAACGCUCGCUCAUGAACGAGCAGUUUGAGAUCGUCGUCAUCUUAGAGGGCAUUGUGGAAACAACAGGUAUGACAUGUCAAGCUCGCACCUCGUAUACAGAAGAUGAGGUGUUGUGGGGUCACCGCUUCCUGCCCGUCAUGUCUCUGGAAGAGGGCUUCUUUCGGGUGGACUACUCCCAGUUUCACAGCACCUUCGAGGUUCCCACGCCACCCUACAGUGUGAAAGAGUACGAGGAGAAAUCCUCGCUCCUCUCCCCACUGGACACGCCGAACAGGGAGCGAGUGUUUUCCAUGGACUGCCUGGAAGCAGGUGAGGAUGGGGCGCAUCCCGGAAGCGCUUCUUGCAAGCUGCCCAGCAAACUCCAGAAAAUGAGCUCGUCUGGUAGAGAAGAUCUGCAGAGGAAGGUGCUACGCUUGAGUUCGCAGCCACCCGAAAAGGCUUCAAGCACUGGGGACCUUCCUCUUAAACUACAGCGCCUCGGCUCCAGUCCUGGGCAGGCUGAUGGAGAGGCACGAUUCCACCUCAAAGCCCUCAAGGUGGGUUUCCAGCCCAUGGCCAUGUCCACCGGGGACCUCCACCAGAGAAGUCUGCCUCCCACCCCAGCGGCCAUCCCCACACACCCCCACGGUCCUCCACACACGCCUGGUGGACGUCCAGAGGACAACUUGCCUCCCAAAUUAAGGAAGAUGAAUGCAGAUCGCUGACCUAGAAGUGCUUUUAAAACUUUCUCCUAAUCUGAGAGCAGUUUUUCCAUGUUUAUGUACAAUGAGCACAGACAACUGUGUCCAGAUUAGAGCAAAAUUAUUGUUUUGUUUGGAACUAAAUAAGGACUCCUGUAGAGUAACAACAACAUGUCAGGAAUUAGCUUUCUGACUGCACAAUGAAUGAAUAUUUGCAUUGGCUUGCACUGCAAAAGUAAUAACUUAUUUUUAAUUAGUAUUUUUGACUUUUACAGUAAAGGGUCUAAAAAUCCUUGAAAAACAAAAUAUUUAUUUUAAAAAGUUUAAUGCCUGAAGAUCCUGGAAACAAAAUAAACAAGAUAAAAACACUUGAAACAAGAUACAUUUACUUAAAUGAAACACAUAAUAUACUGUAUAUACUUAAAGUGUGGUGUCAGUAAGAUUUCUUGUUUUGUUUUGUUGUUGUAAGAAAUUAAUACUUUUAUUUUGCACUGAUGCAUUAAACUGAUUAAAAGUGACUAUGAAGAUUUACUUCACAAAAUAAUUUAUUUCAAAUAAAUGCGGUUCUGGUGAACUUUUUGAAUCUAAGUCCUAAAAAAAAAAAGUAUUGCAGUAUCCAUUCAAUACCGAUUGUGAUUACAAAUAUUGAGCAGCACAACUUGAUAAUAAUAAUAACUAUUUCUUGAGCAGCAAAUCAGCAUAUAUGAAUGAUUUCUGAAGGAUCAUGUGACACUUAUCACUGAUCAUGUGAGUAAUGAUGCUG
Molecule: messenger RNA, 2554 nt
Organism: Carassius carassius (crucian carp)
Lineage: Eukaryota; Metazoa; Chordata; Actinopteri; Cypriniformes; Cyprinidae
Product: G protein-activated inward rectifier potassium channel 1-like
Exons: 3
Coding region: 292-1815 (507 amino acids)
Biological process (GO): potassium ion import across plasma membrane; regulation of monoatomic ion transmembrane transport
Cellular component (GO): plasma membrane
Molecular function (GO): G-protein activated inward rectifier potassium channel activity
Source: RefSeq, a predicted model, not a curated record